This is a messenger RNA of Thamnophis sirtalis, 1520 nucleotides long. It is a transcript of the gene FAM124B, whose product is annotated as family with sequence similarity 124 member B. Gene Ontology annotation, cellular component: nucleoplasm. The record is from RefSeq and is a predicted model, not a curated record. Lineage: Eukaryota; Metazoa; Chordata; Lepidosauria; Squamata; Natricidae.
CUUUUCCCGUAGAGGCUGCGGGGAGUGGGCGAGGGGCUGCUGGCGAAGGUCACAGUGCAAUGGAUGUGAGAGGAGAUUCCAUGAGGAUGACUGUACACCUGCUUGCAAACACUGGACAUGCAAUGCACUUGCAACAAGCUCUUGAUCAACUUCAAGAAUGGAUCUGCCUGGACAUCCGCCUCUUUCUUGUCUCAGAACGCCCUUCUCCAAUUAAGUAUUAUGAGACAUACCGCCAAAAGAGUUCCAGGUUUCCUAGUACUUCUGUGCUCCUUUUUUUGCAUGAGGACUUUGGAGAAGAACGGUUUUUCCAGGUCCAUGACUUCUUCCAACAUCCACCAUGGCAGCCUGUCCACAUUGAGUGUCCCAACAGAAAGCUACCCCUCCAUGCUCUUGAUCAUCAGGACUUCUAUGGACUGGAUGAGCAUAUGCCAAUAUGGGGCCUGAGACAAGUUCACUAUGGCAUGGAAAUCCUGCGUGUGACUCUCUAUUGUAGCUUUGAUAAUUAUGAGGAUGCAGUAAGGCUUUAUGAGACAAUCCUGCAGAAAGAAGCAUCUGUCCAAAAAAGUGGCUUCUGUGCUUUUCUACUGUACACAACACGGAGCCUUGUGGUUCAGCUCUGCUUGAAGCAGCUGCCUUUGGGGAUGAGUGUUGAACUGAAGGAAUCUUCAGUAUUGCAGUUCAAAGUGUAUGAAAUUGGAGAGCUGGUUCCACUUUUGCCCAAUCCCUGUGUCCCAAUAAGCAAUACUAGGUGGCAAACAGAAGACUAUGAAGGAAAUAAGAUCCUGCUGCAGGUUCAGAGCAGAGGCUCAAAGCACAAUGGAACUCAGUCUCUAAUUUCUAAUUGGCGCAACAGCACUGAUGAGAAAGGAUCUCCCCAUUACUGCUGUGAUUUAUGCUCCAGUGUACCUUCAAUGGCUCCCAGAACUGCUGUUCAGCAGAAAAACCGGACACUUCGAGCCAUGAAAAAUAAAAACAAAUCCUCAAGGAGGAUGGUUCAAAAUCCUGCACAUCUUUUCAUCCCUUCACAAAGCAGCUUUAAUUCUUCCUCAAGUUUGUAUAAUAUAGCACAUUCUUCUUUGCAAGAUUUAAGCCCUUCCCCGAUGAACCUGGGCACUAAAUUGAGACAUUCCAGCCAUGAGCUCUGGCUAUGCGAGAACAAAGCAGAGGAGGAGGAAGAAACUAACGUUGACACAGGCAAGAGAGUAGCACCUUUUAAAUGUGCUAACUCUCCCCUAAACAGAUUUUCCAAGGACUUACAAAAAGAACUUCUUCCUUCCCAGGCACCAAACAGUUCAUUUAUGGGAGCAGAUUUGCGUUCUGAGGACAGGAACUCUCUAUUGUCUUUGCAUCUUGCUGAAAUUAAUAAAAGAUCAGGAUUUAGUCGUUUUCAGCUGAGCACAUCAGAAGAAAGUGAUGGGAAUGAGAAAGAUGAAGAGUUUUUUAUAUGAUUUGAAACUUUGUUGCAGUGGUGGAUUUCAAAAUUUUUAGAACCACCUCUGUAGGUGUGGCGUGCUUUGUGA